UACUGAAAUCGGAAUAUUCUAACUGCGAGCUUGUAUCGACAACUGAUAUAUAAUGUCCGAGUGGUCCGACCGAAUUACUGAAACCGCAGAUCAGCAUAAUAAAUGUUAUAUAAUAAUACAACGAGUGUCUUAUACGGAAGUGGUCGAAGGUCAUUCGUACAGGCCGUACAGCUGUUGUAAACAAGGCUGACCAAGCUUGUUAAUUGGUAGGUAUAUAAUAUACUACUGUAGUUAUCUAGGUAUAAUCAAGUCUGAAGUUUCAUUAUUAUCUUCAAUAUUACUACUGUUGUACCCGCUUACAACAAACCGGACGAGCAUUCGUGUAUUAUGAUACGUCGUACCAGCGCUGCUAGUGAUUCCACUCCAACCCAAACGCAAAAUAUUAUUAUUUUUUAUCAUCAUCAUUCAUUCAUUCAACACCGUCACGACCGUGUGCCUAAGCGCACACACUGUUAUUAUUUUUCUUAUUAUAUUAUGUUCGUCCGACCGGACUCGCGGUCUCGCGCCGCAGUUGGACAUCGACGUCGCGUCGAACAGACGAAGAUUUCACUGAGACACUCGCGGCCGCGACAAAAAUAUAAAUCUGAUAAGAAUCCAAAUCAAAUGACAACGAUACAAAAUAAUAUAUCAUAAUUAAAAAUAUAAUUAUAUUAUAUUGUAUUUCGUCAUGUUCUCGGCCGUCCCGCGGCUACUGCCGCUGUUGCUGCUGCCGACGGUCUUGUCGCCGCCCGCUGCGCUCGCCGCGAACAUAUUGGCGUUCAUGCCAAUGCCGAUGAAAAGCCACUUCGGCGGGUUCCAGCCGAUGUUUGAGGAGUUGGCCCGCCGGGGCCACAACGUCACCGUGGUCAGUUCGUUCCCGCUGGCGAACCGACGCGUCCCGAACUACACCGACGUGGACGUGACGCCGGUACAAGGUCUUCCCGAAAUCGACGUGAUGCAGUUGAUCAACAUCAAUUUCUUAAUGACAGUGACUAACAGAUGGUUUUUCGCCAAUCUCUUGUCGGCCCAAAUGGAGCACGCGAAUUUGAUAGACUUCUUGCGGUCGGAGGACAACUCGUUCGAUUUGGUCAUUGUCGAAUCGUUCCUCCAAGAAUACACCGUGGCCAUCGGUCACAAGUACAACGCUCCCGUCGUCAACUUGUCGCCGGGAAUGGUUUGGGUCAGUGUCAGCCGAUGGCUGCAUUUACCUUCGACAUUUUCGUAUGUGCCGGAUUGCUGCAUAGGCGUGACGGACGACAUGAGUUUCACGGGCCGUUUAAAGAACACUAUCGUCGGAUUUGUACAAAUGUUCGUGGAGGACUACCUGUAUAUGCCGAUGAUGAAGGCGAAAAUGAGCAAGCACUUCACAUACGUUGGUUCGGAGUCGAGACCGACGCUCGAGCAAAUGCUGAACAACGUGUCACUGACGCUGAUGAAUGCUUACCACGCGGUGGGAGUGUGUCGACCGUAUUUACAGGGCGUCGUCGAAGUAGGAGGAAUGCAUCUCAAAGAACCGAAACCGUUACCCAAAGAUUUACAAGAUUAUAUUGAUUCAGCUUCUAACGGUGUCAUAUAUUUUUCUUUUGGUUCGAUCGUCAAUUUAUCGAAUUUACCAAAAGAAAAACUGAGUAGUUUUCUCAAUGCCAUCAGUCGUUUAAAGCAAAAAGUGAUUAUAAAAUGGGUACCAGAUAAAAGUAUAAAAUUGCCACAAAAUGUAAAGGUCGGUUCGUGGUUGCCUCAGAAUGAUAUUUUAGCUCAUCCAAACGUGAAACUUUUUAUUACUCAUGGGGGUUUGCAUAGUAUCGAGGAAGCUGUGUACAACGAAAAACCCGUGAUUGGAAUACCAUUUUUUGCUGAUCAACUUUCGAACAUGAAACUGGUCGAGAAAAUUGGCUAUGGAAAAUUGAUAACUUUUGAUCAACUAACCGAAGAAUCAUUUGGAAACGCUGUCGAAGAAGUAAUAUCAAAUCCGGCGUUUAAGGAUAAGGCAACGAUUCAGAGUCAGGUGUUCAGAGAUCAACCGAUGAAACCUUUAGAUCGAGCAAUAUACUGGAUAGAGUACGUCAUUCGGAACGAUGGAGCUCAAUACCUAAAAGCUGGAUCUAUAGGACUAAACACUGCGCAGUACUUUUUGUUUGAUGUCACAUUAUUUUUACUUUUACCGACAGCAAUUGUUGCUUGGUUGGGUUACCGUGGAAUAGUUAAAGUUUCAUCAAAAUGCAAAGCUGACUAAAUCUAAAAAAUUAAUUACAUUUUGUGGAGUAAAAUAAUUCUUCCACGUCGACUUUAUUCAUACAUUUGAAAGAUACGAUAGUUUAAUACAUUUCAAUGUUUUCUAGCUUUAUUAUAAAUUAUAACUUAUAAGGGUGAAUGCCGAUGAUGGCGUUCUAUAAGUGAACGUUUAUAUUCAUAAAAAGUUUAUUUAACUACGGAUUUUAUUUAGCCUUAGAUUUUACAUUAAAUACAUUUCCCCCCUCAUUAAUAACUUAUAGUAGUUAUUAAAAAAAAAUAAUAAUUUGGGGGCUGGUGUAGCUCGGUGGUUGGCCUCAACCACUAACGUGAGGUCAAGCAUCGGCCGGCGUCUUCAGUUCCCGGAUGGGUGACCACCCCGAUUUUAGUGACGAAUCCUCGUUCUAGAUACACUUGUUCCUCAACCAGCCAUAACCCCCUACAAAAUUCCAAUGAACAUAGUUUUCGAUGCUUAAGAAUUAAGAUCAAUAAAAAAAAAAAAAUUGACAUAAAAUAAUAAAUUAUUAUUAAAUGAUUUAAUGUACCUAUCUACAUAUAAAUUAUAAUAGACAUAUGAGUGAAAUUAUAAAUAUAUAUUCUGUUUUUUUAACUAUUGAACCUAAAAUAUUACUAUGUAUCUAUUAUAGAUUCAUAUUGUUAUUAUUUAUUAUACUCAAUACAAUAGUUUUGAUCGAUCCUUUGAUAUUAAUUUUAAAUCUUUUGAUUUUUGUUUCUACUCAGUGCCUUGUCGGGUGUCUUUAAUAAUUGAUCCUAAAUAGUGCCAUGGUCCAGUUAGGUUAACAAGGGAAAAACCCCCGAAAAAAGAAAUCUGAAUGUCGAAUUAAAAAAUAAAACAUACGUGGCAGUCACAUCUAGUGAUGAAAGUGAGCAGCGGAAACUGAUAGUUUUGUUUCCGAGCUAAGUAAAGUUAAUAACAACGCCGAUUAUAUAUCAUCACAGCCAUUAUUAUCGUCCGCACGAAUAAAAAAAUAUAAUAUAUUAAAAUAUGAUGUAUUUAUUUUUAUAUUUCAAUUCAUGCCUCGGCUAGUUUAUCUAGUAGCCGUCCACAUAUGUGAAUAAACAGUUGUGAUGGGUAAUCAUUUUAUUUUAAAAUAAUAUUAAUUUAAAUUAAUAAUAAUUAUAAAGCUUAUAGGUACUUUAUAAGUUACAACUUAUAAAUAACUAUAUUUUAUGUUAUUUUUACAUCAAUACUAACACUUAUUUUUGUACGUAUAUACUAUAUACUAUAAUAUAAUGACGUGUACAUAUA
Molecule: messenger RNA, 3478 nt
Organism: Metopolophium dirhodum (rose-grain aphid)
Lineage: Eukaryota; Metazoa; Arthropoda; Insecta; Hemiptera; Aphididae
Product: UDP-glycosyltransferase UGT4-like
Exons: 5
Coding region: 668-2212 (514 amino acids)
Molecular function (GO): UDP-glycosyltransferase activity
Source: RefSeq, a predicted model, not a curated record